Molecule: messenger RNA, 2009 nt
Organism: Drosophila navojoa
Lineage: Eukaryota; Metazoa; Arthropoda; Insecta; Diptera; Drosophilidae
Product: inactive dipeptidyl peptidase 10
Biological process (GO): proteolysis
Cellular component (GO): plasma membrane
Molecular function (GO): serine-type peptidase activity
Source: RefSeq, a predicted model, not a curated record
AUACACAUGGAUGGGCGAUAAUAUCAAGUACCCGGCGGUGCUCAGCCAACGCUACCCAAAGGCGGGCGCACGCAAUCCGAAUGUGACGGUCAACGUGGUGAAUCUGUCGGUGAUCAAGUACAUAUUUCCCACACAGAUCAAGCUGCCCGGGGAUCUGGGCAACGGCAGCUAUGUGGGCGGCCUGACCUGGGCGUCGCCCAUCGAUCUGUCCGUGACGGUGACCAGCCGGGAUCAGACCAAGGCGACGACCGUCAUCUGCCGGGCACCGCACUUCCACUGCCAGGUGGUGCACACCGAGGUGACCAUCAACGACGGCUGGGUGCUGCCCGGCGAGCGGCCGAUCUUCUCGGCUCGCAUCGCUGCCCAGAUGCGCGGCACCCAGCUGCGGCAGCUGCAGCUCCAGGAGCUGGCCAACGGCGAUGCGGCCAUGGACGACAGCCAGGCGAAUGUGACCAACGGCCAGACGACGUACGAGAUCUCCAAUGGCGGCUACCUGUUGAAGCGUCUGCCCGUGCGCGACGGCGAGCACGGCCACUAUCGGCACGUGGUGUUCAUAUCGUCGCUGGACCGACGGCCCGUCCCGCUGACCAUGGGCCGGUUCGAGGUGACCGAAAUCGUCGGCUGGGAUGAGCAGCGCGAGAUCGUUUAUUUUAUGGCUGCUCCUGAAAGGCGACCGGGCGAACGUCACCUCUACAAGAUCAGCCUUAAACUAAACGUCACCGAAACGAAUCGCACCUACAUCACAUCGACGCAGCCCACCUGCCUCACCUGCGACAACACGGAGUCCACCUAUCGGCUGCAUCGCGCCCGCAGCACCAACGCCGCCGCCUGGCAGCGCGGCGACAAGUGGGAGGACAUUGUGUCGCGCCUGGAGCCGGACGACUGCAUCUACGACAUACCCAAGAAUUGUCUAUACAAUCGCGUCCAGUUCAGCCGCGACUACAGCUUCUAUGUGCAGGAGUGCCUCGGACCGGAGUCGCCCAGCGUCUACCUGGUGGAGACGGCCAGCAACGAGAAGAUCUUUGUACUCAAUGCGGGCGAUGUUCUGCGCCAUCGGCUCACCCAGCUGGCCAUACCGCAGACGCGUACCUUCAGCGUCGAGAUACGCCAUGGCUUCCAUGCGCAGGUGCGCCUCUACCUGCCCCCAGGCAUGCGCGAGGAGGAGGAGGUCGCCUUUCCACUGGUGCUACAUGUCGACGCUGCGCCUGGCUCACAGCUGGUCACGGAGCGCUUCCAGGUGGAUUGGAAUUGGUAUCUGUGCAGCCAGCGCAGCUUUAUUGUGGCCCAAAUCGAUGGACGCGGCAGCGGCUACCAGGGUGAACUACUGCGCACCCAGGUGCAUGGCAAGCUCGGCACCGUCGAGGUGGAGGAUCAGCUCGGCGUACUCACCUAUUUGCGCGAUAAUCUCAAGUUCAUCGAUCCGUUGCGCAUUUGCGCCUUUGGCUGGGGCUACGGCGGCUACGCCGCCUCCAUGAUGCUCAUCGAUGAUUCGCAGCAGGUGCUCCAGUGCGCCGUUGCCAUCAAUCCGAUCGUGAGCUUUGGCUAUCAUUAUUCAUUUUUCACGGAACGCUAUAUACCGCUGAAGGGCGACUAUUUGCGCGCUCUGCAGGAGUCGGAUCUGACCAUGAAGGCGGGCAAUAUAAAGGGACGGAAUCUGAUGCUAAUGCACGGCACAGCGGAUACGCUGGUGCAUCAGGAGCAUACGCUGAUGCUGGUGCGGGCAUUGGUCGAUCAGCAGGUGAAAUUCCGUCAUCAGGUCUAUCCAGAUGAGGAUCAUGCGAUCACCCGUUCGCUGAGCCAUGUCUAUAAGACCAUGGAAUGGUAUUUCGAUGAGUGCUUCGGCCCCGUCGACGACAACGAGUGGGACCCAACGGGUCUAUUUGUGUUUAAACAAUAAUUAAGACCCCCCUACGAUCCUUACGACGAGGAUCCGCUGGCCAAUCAGCUAAUCGAUAUCGAUCUCGAUCCCGGCGAGCGCCACAAUCAGACAACACCAGCCACAACACCGC